UUUAACGUUAGGAAUCAAAGAAGACAAUGUAAUUUCAAGUAAAGCGUUUCAUUGUAAAGAAUGAAAGCUAAGGUAUCCUAUAUUGUAUUGUAGAUUUGGGUUAUUACUUUAAAGUUUUUGAAAGACGAGAAAGAAUUAACGUAACGCCAUGAGUUCACAAAAUAAUACUAAUAGUGAUUCAGUUGCAAGUAAAAGUCAUGUGUCUGGUACACAGCACUCUACCAGUACCAUUAAUAACGUUAGCGCUGUACAAGUUGUUCUACCUUGGGGAACAAAAAAAGAACGGUUACCCUUUCCAUCUUCUAUAUUAAUAGACAUAGACGUAAAACCAGGAGAAUUUGUUCUUAGAACUCUUUUUGCUGAAUUUACUGUUCAAGCAGAAAAAACGGAAGCUGUACUUGUUGAACUUGGAAAACCAUUAUCAAAGUUACUUCAAAGAGGCGAAGAUAGUGUUUUUGAUCAGUUAUUGAGUGCUCUAGGUUCAGCUGCGGAACAUUGCCUGCCAUCACUGCUUCAUACACUGUUUGCAUGGUAUGACAGACAGGGUGUUGAUUCUGGACAAGCAUAUGAGCAAAGAUUUCGAUCUGACUCAUCAAAGUCAAAAGGUGAAACAGCUGAAAGAACAGAACACGAUUACCUACAAGAAAAAAGGGACCUAGCUAUAGAAUUUAUAUUUUGCCUGGUUCUUAUUGAAGUUUUGAAACAAUUUGCAGUUCAUCCAGGACAUGAAGAUCUUGUGAACCAAAUUAUUAACUUAGCAUUUCGGCAUUUUAGAUUUAGGGAAAGUGCUCAAACAGGCCCCAAUGCACAGAAUGUUAAUAUUAUAGCUGAUUUAUAUGCAGAAGUCAUUGGUGUUUUAGCACAGUCUAGAUUUCAGUCCGUAAAAAAGAGAUUUACUAUAGAACUAAAGGAACUUCGAAGUAAAGAACCAAGCCCAAUAACAACACACAGCAUAAUCAAUCUUUUAAUGGGAAUGAAAUUUUUUAGGGUGAAAAUGGUUCCUAUUGAAGAAUUUGAAGCAUCAUUUCAAUUCAUGCAAGAGUGUGCCACAUACUUUUUAGAAGUUAAGGAUAAAGAUGUCAAACAUGCCCUUGCUGGUUUAUUUGUUGAAAUCCUUGUACCAGUAGCAGCUAGUGUCAAAAAUGAAGUGAAUGUACCAUGUUUGAAAAAUUUUGUUGAAAUAUUGUAUUCACAAACUUUAGAUUUGUGUACUAAAAAGAAGCAUAGUUUAGCUUUGUUCCCUCUUGUAACAUGUCUUUUGUGUGUGAGUCAGAAAUCUUUUUUUUUACAAAAUUGGCACUACUUUUUAGCAAUGUGCCUAUCUCAUCUAAAAAACCGGGAUCCAAAGAUGUCACGUGUUGCUCUUGAAUCGUUAUACCGUCUUCUUUGGGUCUACAUGAUACGAAUUAAAUGUGAAAGUAAUACUGCUACACAGAGCCGGUUACAAAGUAUCGUAAAUUCUCUCUUUCCUAAAGGAUCUAAAGCUGUUGUUCCUCGUGAUACACCACUUAACAUUUUUGUUAAGAUUAUUCAGUUUAUUUCACAGGAGCGUUUAGAUUUUGCAAUGAAAGAAAUUGUGUUUGAUUUGCUCUCUGUUGGUCGACCAAUUAAAAUAAUCUUGACACCUGAAAGAAUGAGUAUUGGACUUCGAUCUUUUUUAGUGGUGGCUGAUAGUCUGCAACAAAAAGAGGGGGAUCCACCAAUGCCACGAACAGUAGGAGUUUUACCAUCAGGAAAUACACUGCGUGUAAAGAAAACAUUCUUGAACAAAAUGCUUACUGAAGAUACUGCUCGAAGUAUUGGCAUGUACCAGUAUUACCCAUAUGUUAGAAAAACAUUUGAUGAUAUUUUGCGUGCCCUUGAUGUUCAGUUUGGAAGACCUAUGAUGAUGACAACCAUUCAGAAUGUUAAUAAAGAACCUGAUGAUAUGAUUACAGGAGAAAGAAAACCAAAAAUAGACCUAUUUCGCACAUGUGUGGCUGCUAUACCAAGGCUUAUUCCUGAUGGCAUGAGUCGCCAGGAUCUAGUUGAUCUUCUUGCUCGACUUACUGUUCAUAUGGAUGAAGAGCUGAAAGCUUUGGCAUUUCAGUCUCUACAAAACAUGAUGCAAGAUUUUCCUGAUUGGAGGGUGGAUGUUGUAUAUGGAUUUAUUCAGUUUGUACUUAGGGAAGUAAAUGACACUUUUCCUCAGCUAAUAGAUAAUGCUUUACGAAUGCUUUUGCAAUUUAUAACUAACUGGAAAAAUGCAUUGAAUGCUCAGCCUCAGAUAAAACCAAAAAGGGAAGCAAUUGAGCAGUCAAAAACUGAACACUUAACAAAUGUGCUUCACCAAACUGAGGCAUUAGCACUUGUCAUGUUAUGCAAUUGUCGUUUUGUACCUCGUAGGUUAGGUGCCCAUAUACUAAAAGAAAUAAAGAUGCUAAUGAAAUCACUUGCACUGUUAAACAAAGGAGAGGAGACUGUAGCAGAUGUAAUUGACAGGAUGUGUCCUUCAGCCAUAGAGAAGUGUCUUCCACUGCUUCCUUCACAUGAAAAAACUGCUAUUGCUUCAGCACAAAGUACAGACCUGCAAUGGUUGGCAGAGAGAAAUACUCAAGCAUGGUCUUCUUGUGUGCCAGAUGGCUCUUUUGAAGGUGUGAACAAGCAGUCAAGUAACCAGGGAAAUAUUUCAAACCUGGGAAACAUGGAUGCCUGGUGUACAUGUAUGAUGGUCUUUAUGAGUCAAGAUGGUGUCUUAAAACAAUGCUCCUUAGCUGUAGCUCACUCUUGGCCUGUCAUUUAUGCUAGAAUCACUUCACUUUUUAAUUAUUUGGAUAUAAACCCUGUUAAUGACAACCGGGCAUCUCUUUUGAGAACUACCACUGUGAAAAAAGCACCAAAUGAAAAAGAUAUGCAUCUAAAUUUGUGGCGAAACUAUCUAAUGUUUGCAUGCAGAGUUGCUCCUCCUAACAACAGUGCUUCAAUUUGUUAUCUUUCUCCAGACCUUAGUUUGAGCUCUUCUCCAGAUAGCAUUGGCUCAGAAAGGUCAGAUAAUCGUUCUCCCAACAGUGGAGGAAUUCAUGCAUCCAAUUUGUUUAAGCAAAUAGUACCACUUCUUCGUAGUGAACAGGCAGAUAUGAGAGAUGCCGUAGUUUUGGGGUUGUCACAUGUAAAUCAGCAUGCUGUCAAAGAUUUAAUGGAAGAGUUAGUGCCUUACAUUCGAGAAGCAAUUGACAGAAAACAAGAAAAUAUGAGAAGGAGGCGAAGGAGAGAUAUUUUAAGAGUUCAACUCUCUCGUGUUUUGGAAAUUAUAGCUAAAUAUGGGACGUUUGGAGUAAGUCCCAGUGUUUUAGACAGAGAUGCAGGUUCUCUUAGUACCACAUUUGUAGAGUAUAUUGAUGGAGCAAGGCUUUAUUUGGAGACUGAGAAUGAUAAGGAUGCAUCUGCUAUUGUACAAGAGAUAAAACAUCAUUUUUGUGGUUUCAUACACAAAUUAAUUAAAAGUUUUUCCUUGGAAAACUGGACAAAUCUUUUAGGUAGGGACUUGAGAAAAAAUUUGUUUUUCCUUUUUGGUGUGUGGAGUGGCAGAUUUGGAGCACCUUUUGGCAUUGAUGACAAGCGGAGUCGAAAGAUUCAGCUAUGUCCUGAUUUUGAGUUCUCCUCCCUGCAAGCAAUGUCUGCAGUUCUUUGUUGUGGCCCAUCUCUUGAUGUGAAUUUCCUUAAUGAUGAAAGUCCUGUGUACAAAUGGCUUGAUAAUCUUUUAGGUUCUGAGGAAGAAAAACUUUAUCAACUUGGGCAAGAAACUGUUGUGUUGCUUUUAGAAUUUAAUCCUGACACUGGGUCUUUGCUGGAUUGGCUUGUGGACAGAUGUUAUACUGGUGAUGUGCAAGUUGCUGAUGGGUGUUUUAGUGCAUUGUCUGCAAUCUUUAGUGUCAGGGAGUACCCCUGUGACCACUACAUAGCCAUUAUCAAUGUCACAUUAAUGAAUACUGGUUGUCCAAGAAGAAAUGUUCAAGAAACUGCACUUCAACUACUCCAGCUUCUUUAUCAGAGGUUUUUUCAAAGCUUUGGACUGUCUAUUGAUGUGCAUGGAGACAUAGCUAAUAGUAGUGAAGAAGUAACACUACGUAGAAAAAAGCAUUUGAACCAGAGUUUGAUGUUUUGUUUGGAUUAUCCAUGCUCACAACUUCAGUUGUCUCGUCAGUUGGCACACCUUCAUCCAGAAUUAACCAUGCCAAUUUUUUCUGAAAUAACUUGCAGAUUUCAAACAGCUAGGUCAAAUUUAUGUCAGAAUCUUUUGCAGUAUUUGCUUCCCUGGUUGUACAAUAUGGAACUUGUUGACCCUAAUAUUUCUCAGCCAAGUUCAUUGCCUCAGUUCUCAAGACUCUCAGAGUUUUCCGGAGAAGUACGUAAUAACGAUGGGACAGUGGACCAAAAAGAUGGAUGGGGAUCUGGAGAAGCAACAGAGAUGGUUUUAAAUAAUUUGUUUUACAUAACUGCAAAAUUUGGAGAUGAACAUCCUACUGAGAUUGAAAACCUUUGGGCAGCACUUUGUAGUUGUUGGCCUAAUAACUUGAAGGUUAUCAUUCGUUAUUUGUUAAUUAUUACAGGGCUAGCUCCACAUGACUUGUUAUCAUAUGCUAAACGAGUAGUAUUGUAUAUGGCUCGGGCUCGCCCAGAACGUUUACUUGAUGAGAUGAUGAGUGAACUACAAACGGUUGAAACUUUAAAUUGCCUUAUUGAACGAACUGAAACACCACCAUUUUUCAGAGUUACCAGCAUAAGAAAAGGUAGUAACCAUUCUGAUGAUGGAACUUGUAGUGGAACACAUCUUGAGGGCUCAAAAGGAGAACUUGAGCGAGGAACUUUGCAUACAAAGCGGCGAAGUACUGAAGAUGGGUCAGAUAGAGAUAGCUUAAGAAAAGAUACAGGUAGUGCGGAAGCUUCCCUGUCAAGUGAUCCAAGUAUCACUAGUCUGGGAAGAAUUGUAAAUAAUGGAGCAACAUUAACCAUAGGAGAGACUCAAAACAUCAUUUCAACUUCAGUUGAAGAGGAUAAUUUCAUACUUCUUUGUCGCUAUGGUGAAGAAGAGUUAACAAAACCAGACACUCCUCAACCACAUCCUCUUCCAAUGCCUGAAUAUGGUGGUUACUAUGCACCUUUAACUGAAUUCCUACCUGAAAGUUCUCAACCCAUAUCAGGUUUUCAUCGGUGCAACUUAGCAGUUUUGUUGAUCACAGAUGUAGUUUCAGAUGGUAUCAGUAUUGAUUGGUCACCACAUAUUCCUCUAAUGCUUCAUAUCAUAUUUCUGGGAAUGGAUCAUACCAAACUUCUUAUUCAUGAGCACUGCAAGAAACUUUUGCUUAAUUUGUUAUUAAUCCAGGCCAAACAUAGUGAUUUUUGUGGAGUAGCAAGAAUACUUUUGAGUAAUAAGACAAUCCAAUUAGGUUAUGGGCUUUCUCCAUUCCAUCCAGUAAAUGUGCUUGAGCAUAAUUUCAUUGAAUACCAAAAAGGUAAUAGUGAAAAUACAAUAAUUCAACAAGUUCCACCUGAGGAACACACUUCAUGCUCUAAGUCACUGUCAAAUUUUCACAAUAAGAAAACUGAAACAAUAUCAGAGGGAAGUCAUGUUGCAUCAUCUCUGGUUGAUAGUGGACCAUCUUUAGAAGAUAUUAUUAAGGCUAUGAUUGCAUUUUUAGCAGCAAAAAAAGGACAACCUCUUUGGCCAUAUGAAGAUAUCACUUCAAAAGUUUGGUCAAUUCGAAGUGCAGACCAGUUACUAGUUUUCCUUCAGCAUGUUGUAUUUGUUUUUAAAGAAUCAGUUCCAUUAGCACGCAUUGAAGAGCGUUGGGCUCAAAUAGCAUUACAGUUGGCAUUAUCAUGUUCAUCACGACAUUAUGCUGGACGAUCCCUUCAGAUCUUUAGAGCUUUGAAGAUCCCAGUUACGUCUAGAAUGUUAACUGACAUAUUGUCUCGUCUAGUAGAGACAGUAACUGAACAAGGGGAAGAUAUGCAAGGAUAUGUGACAGAAUUAAUUUUAACAUUGGAAGCAGCUGUUGAAACGCUAGAUUCUGCUUUUAAGAUUAGUGAUAUUAUCAAAGAAAUUUUUAACUCUACACCAAACUUGACAAAAGAAAAUAAUAGGAAAAGCGCUCCUCAUAUGUUAGUUAACCAAGGAGGACUGGGUUCUGGACAUCAUCGGAGUACAUCUUAUUCUGUAUCAUAUCCUGGUAAACGAAUACCAGAAUCUCCUACUGUAGAAAUUAAAGAUCUAAGAAAUAGAAGUAGCACAGAGACAGAGAUAAGAGUUAAACAAAAUAGUUUGGGUAGAUCUCGAAGUGCUCAAUCUCUCAAGAUGCUUGAGGAGCAGUUUUCUCAGGAUGAUAGAGUAAGCCUUCUUGCACAGUUUUUUUGGAUUGCUGUUUGUUUGUUAGAAUCAGAUUAUGAACAUGAAUUUCUACUUUCAUUAAAACUGCUAUUAAAAGUGCUGAAAAAACUUCCCCUUGAUAAAAGUGAAUGCCACGAAAAGGUAGAAAAAAUAUAUAAUCAGAUGAAAUGGUCUAAUUUUCCUGGGGUUCAUGCACUACUUCUGAAGGGAUGUUCUUCUACAAUAACUUUUGAACCUACAAUUGAAGUACUAGCCUGUUUAACUCAAGUUUUAGAUGUACCAGUUAUAGAUCCAUCAGAGUCACUUGGAUUUCCUUUUCAUGUUAUGGCAUUUCUUCCAUACAUGUUACAAAACUAUGAUGAGCCUAAUGCUGUGUGCAUCAAAAGUGCUGAGAACAUUGCUCAGGUAUGCAUGGAAAAGUCUAAGAAAUUAGAAAAUCUUGCAACAGUCAUGACAUUGUAUAGUAGAAGAUCUUUUAGUAAGGAGAAUUUUCAGUGGACCAAGUGUGUGGUUAAGUAUCUUUAUGAUGCUUACAGCAAUAUAUUUAUAAAUUUGAUGUCUUUUUUGGUUGAACUAAUUGAAAAAACUCAAUCUGUUCUGAACCAACAUUUGCUGAGCAUUCUGUACUGCAUGCUUCAUUACAUGGAUAUUCAUUCUGCUGCCCAAGCAAUCAAUGCAGAUCUACUAAGAGUGAUUUUAAAACAUGUAGAAGGACCACAAGGAAAAGAUGCUACAAAGAUUUUGAAACUAGUGGUUACUCGCUCUUCAAUACUGGCUGCUCCUCCAGCCCCUAUAAAUAUGGCAAAUGCUGCAGCUGAUUGUGUCAGCAUAGCAUCUAGUGUGUCAUUUGCUGAAUCAGAAUUUGGAGCUAAACGAGAGUUACCAGGUCGUACCAUGGAAUUUUCUUUUGAUGUGUCUCAGACUCCUAUAGUUGGCCAAAUUUAUAAAGCUAAAGCUACUGCAAAAGAAGAAGCUACUACUCAGAGCAAAGAAGAAAAUCUUACAGCAUCGCCUCGCAGAAGCUUAUCUCACAAUCAUUCUUUUACAGAAAAUGGUUCACUGUUUGGUUGGAGACGACCUUGGCUAUCACAGGCUCGUACUCGAGAACGUUUUAUUAACCUCUUGACAAGUUGUGGCCAGAGAGUUGGACUUCCCAAAAGUCCUUCAGUGAUAUUCAGUCAAAGUAGUGAUAUUAUGGAGCAUCAGUCCUCUAUGUGCAGUAGUACAGAAGAAGUAUCAGGCACCAACAAUGAUAUGUCUGCAGAAAGCAAACUUGAUGAGUGUGUACACUCAGAGCAGCAGUUUGGCAUAUUUAAAGAUUUUGAUUUCUUGGAAUAUGAAUUAGAAGGUCAAGAAGCUGAGAAUAUGGAUAAUUUCAACUGGGGUGUUCGAAGAAGAUCAUUGACAAAUUAUGAAAGCUCAGGAGAAACAAGCAAGCCAAACGUCCGGCACCACACCAAUAGCUCCAACCUGAGUCCAAGAAAAGAAGAAUCAUCAGAUGAUGAGAUGGGUAGUGUGUCACCCUUAGAUGAUCUUCCACCAGAACUUCCCAGCAGUAGUGUUGGAUUAGUGUUCCCUCCUUCAUCACUUCCCUUGCUGGAUCACAGUCAGCGGCCAAUGAGCCCUGCCUCUGUAUCUUCACAGAGUCUAGCAAGUGAUGGAGAUGUAACUCUCAGCAAUACAUCCCCAAGUUUCUCACCCCUUGCAAUAGCACCACAUGUGGUUACUCAACUUCCAGCUGAUGAUGUAGAGGAGGAAUGGCGCACACAUGUUCACUCCUUGAUGGCUGAUUCUAGUGGUGCAACAGCUGUGAAUACUUACCAAGUAUUGGGACGUUUGAUAAAAGAAACUUUAAGCAAAACAGCAAAUAUGACACGGGAUGUAUGCCAUUUCUUUUCAUCUUCAAUCUUGUUUAGAUCUGUUGGAUCACAGUUUCUGGCAUUUUUGGACAUAUUAGUCAAUCAAGUUGAAUGUCCAUUUGUGUUUGUUGACAUGGAGACAUUGAAUAACUGUCUUCUACUAGAAAGACACAAAUUCUGUGUUUUGGAGAUUCAGGAACAUUGGGAGACUUUUUCUGAGAAAUGGGAACAUGUUUUAGAAUGUAUGGAUAACUUAAAAUCAAUUGUUAAACUAGAAAACCUUGGAGAGUCUGUUUCUGAAGGUACAUUUGACGACAAUCGUGUUGAUUUGUGUCGUGCUCUUUAUAAACUUCAUUUCCAGUUUAUCCUACUUCUGGACAGCUUCUGUAAACUUUUAUCUCAGCUUUCUUCUGCAGUUACACAGACUCAAGUUCUUGAUUUAUCAGAAGAAUUUACUUCCAUCAAGUCUGAUCUACUUCGUGCUGUGGAAGAUACAGAGAGUGAUCGUUUGUCUCCUCCAGGUCAAAUAGAAGCCACAGUAAUGACUCAACAGGAAGCAGAAAAUGAACUUUUUGAAUUUUUUCAUGGAGGAAUGUGGAGCAAAGUUAUUAAACAUCUUCACACUUACAGGAGUUAUUUUCAUGCUGCUGAAGAUGAUGAAAUAGAAGUAGCCUUAUCUCUUUACUGUCAUCAUCGCACUGAGGAAAGAAGUGGAAUUUAUGUGAUGACACACACUGAUCAUGACCUAACUGAUGUUUCCCGACAGUUAAUGGACUGCAGUUUACACCUGUCUUCAUUAAUUCAUGGUCUAGAACAUAGUGUAAGUCCUGAUCACAAUUCUUCAGACAAUAAUACACAAAAAACUGAGCUGUGAGUGCUUACAGAAAUUAAAAAACACAAAUAUUGUUUGUUUAUAUGUGUACAAGUAUAAUUAAAACAGGUUAAAAAUGAUGUACAUUCAAUUUGUUGCUUGUAUGUAAUUUAGUUAGUAUUUUAAUACAGUGUCUGUUAAAUAUUACUACUACUUUACAGGUAGUAAAGUUAAUAGUGUUAUCUUAUAAACCACAAUUUUAUUUCAAAAAACUAUUGGUAUUAUUAGGUUGUCUGUUCUCAUCAUUAGGUUUUUCUUCAGAAUAUUGUUGUAGAUUAACAUUAUUCCAUUUUGGUUUCUUCACAAAAUUAUUGACUUAUUAAACCUUUCAGUAGCAGAGCUACAUUUUUAAAUAACUUAUUGUUUAUAUUUAGGAAAAGGCUUCUUAACUUUUCUCUUCUUCUGUAAAAAUACAUUAUGUAUAAUUUAAAAAAUUUCCAAAAAAGUACAUCAAUCUCAAACAUAUUUAAAUGUAAUAGUUGUGAUUAUUUUGGUAUUUCAAUUGUUUCUAGGUGAAAAUAUUCAAGUAAAAUAUAUAUUAUCUUUAAAUCAUCCUGUAUUUUGUUAAUAUAUUAAAACAUUAUUUUGGGAAAUUUAAAGCCUAAGUUCACCAAUGUUCAGUUUUGAUUCAAGAUUCUUCUGGCAUACAGCAGAAUUAGUAUAUAAAGCUUGUUUGUCUAAUAUUUCCGCUAAAAUUUGUGUGAACCACAAAAUUAAUUUUAUUCAGUCACAUAAAUGUAGUGCAGACUGAAAAUUUUUGGCUUAUUAUUCAAAUGUCUUUCUCCUUUUUUGACAUUUUAAAUUAUGGUAGAAAGUUAGUAUUUCAAUGCCUAAAAUAAUAUAUUUUUAGUAUGUAAUGUUUUAGCCAUAGGUUCACUUUAGGCAUAAGCUGUUUUAGAAGGAACAGUUUGUUAGCUCUCAUUGUUAUGGACAUCUGUAUAAGUAUUCCCAUGUCAGUUUUGAAUUUGGUACAAAGGGUGUCCUACUUCAAACUUCCCAGAGUUUACAGAUUUCAAGUUUCAAGUAUAUAAUGAUAUAUUAAAAAAGUUUUCUUUUUUAUUAUUUAUAAUACUUUAUGAAUGAAUAAUAAGGGACCAUAUGAUUCUUCAAGAUUGUUCUUGCACACCUAUCCUUGAGCAAAGUAAAAAAUUUAAACCCAUCUUUCAUUUUAAGGGAAAUCAUAUUUUCCUCUUAAUCUUUGUAACAUGCUGGUCUCCAUUACUGCCAACAGCAAUUCAUUCCAUCAGCCAGUCAAUCUUUAAUUUGUGUCCUCUUGCCUUAUUGUUUUUGGAAUACAGCACAAAUAAAUCGGAGCCCUUUAUCUUAUCAAUCCUCCAGAUAAUCUUGAGAUUUCAAUAAGAUCACCUCUUACCAUCCAUUUCUCAAGAGAAAAUAGGUUAAGAUAACCCAUCCAACCCUGAACCCUUUCCAGUAAGUCAAUAUCUUUCCUUAUAUAAAGAGACCAAAAUUGUAAACCCUACUCUACGUGACAUCUAACAAGUGAUUUGAUUUAUAUAGAGAUAAUGAACUAUUUUGACUUGAAAUCAGUAUACCUAUAAAUAUGCCCUAAAAUUCUGUUAGCUUUACUACUAACAACAGAGAGUUGCCUCAAUGACUUUUCCACUGUUGUGCUAAGAUCCUUUUCACCACUCAUUCCUUUGAGUUGGUUCCAGUCUAUGUUAAACGUGUAAUCCAAAUUGUGUUAAACCAAGUUCAUUACCUUGCACUUAUUAUGACUAAAGGUCAUAAUUUACCAAAUGUUUAUCCAACUUACCAGUUGACACAAGUCAUUAUGUAAUACCUCAACAUCCUCAAUAAAGCAAGAAAUACCCAAAGUUUAAUGUUAUUAGCAAACUUUUGUAAUUAUGUCCAUAUCAAUAUCAUUAAUAUGAAUAAUAAAAAAGCCAAGGUUUGGGCAUUGAAUCCUGAGGCACUCUCCUAGUAACAAGAAGCCUUUUUAUUUCUUUGGUCAACCUUAAGAUCCCUGUAAUAAGUUUUCCUCAACCCCCUACCAAUGUGAUUUUUGUAGCUAACCUUCUGUGUGGCAAAUUUUCAAAAAAAAAUUUAAAAUAUUAUUCCCACUUUUUCAAUUCUCCAGAUAACAAGUAUCAACCUGAAAAAACAAAUUCAUAAAGUUAGUUAGGAUAGAUUUCCCAUUGGUGAAUUCAAAUUGGUCUUCAUUUAUGAUAUCAUAUUUCACUAAAUGAUUUUGUAUAAGUUUAUUUACGAGACUAGAAUUUCUCCCAUUACACAAAUAAGACUAACUUGUCUAUAAUUUCCAGGGCAACUUCUGUCUUAUCCCCAUUAAAAAUAGGAAUAGAUUAACAUAUUGGCAUCCCUGCAAUCCUCAUACAGUUGCCCACUCUACUGAUAUACUAAAAAUGGAAGAGAAAUAGAGGUUCCAUCUGAUCUUUGACCUUAUUUAAAACCCUGAGGAAAACCUUUUCUGAUCUUCAUGCUUUAUCUACUUUUAAUCUUCUAAGUCUUUGUAGUUACUAUCAAUGAGUUAAAAACAACUUGUACCUGAAGCUAAAAUGUUAACCAGUAAAAUAAUAUUUCAUGACCUUUUGAAUCAUAUUCAAUUAAGAAGACAUGAUUAUAUAGUUUAUUUAUGAAAUUAGCCAUUAAAAAAAAAAUAAUUAUAAAAUUACUUUGAAAAACUCAAUGCUAUUGUGGUUAAAAUUUGUAUAUUGUUUUUUAUGAAACUAUGUACUGUUGAAAUGUGUAAAAUAAAUAUUCAGCUGAAUAAGACACGUGACAGGCUUUAGUGUUUGCAACUCAGUAUUUUUUGUUCUUACCAUAAUUUAAGGUUUUAAUAUAAUGUUUAAACGUGUACCUAUACUUUAUGGUUUUACAAAUCAACUUAGACAUUUUGUUUCUAAAUUUUUCUGACUUUAUUUUCAUGUUUUCAUAUUGUUAACAAAUCAGACUUGUAUAGUAUCAAAUAUUUUAAUAUCCUUAAUUAGUUUAUUCAUUAUUCUCUUUGACUCAGUUGUAAAUUACUUGUUUUUUUUGCUAUAGUUAAUACAAGAGUCACUCUGUAUUUCAUUCAAACAUUCACCAGUGUAGUGAGAAGGCAUAAAAUACUUUCUCUCACAGAAUCCACAAAAUUGUUUAACAGUGAACUGUAAGUCAUUCAUUACUUAUUAGACUGUUUGAUGUAAUUACAAGUUUAAAUGAAAAGAUCGUGGUCUAAGUUUUAGUCUGUUCAGAAUUUUGACAUUAAGUAUAAAUUUUCAAAUAUUGAAUGAAUGAAAUAAUUUAAUUUCUAUGAUCAUAAAAAAAACUAAACAUAUAUUUACACACUGAAAGCACUUUAAAGUUGUAAAUAAAUCUUAGAAAGUGUGACAUGUAUGAUAUAGUAGUUGCCAGUGUAAGAUUUUUAGGUUUUUUUUAUCCUCAUUGAUUAAUGGUGUACUAGUAUUAAAUUUAAUAAUGAAAAGCAUACACUGUGUAGCAAAAAAGAAAGAAAAAAAUAUGAAACUACUUUUUUUUACUUAAAAAUUUAUUUAACUGUAAAAUAUGUUCUUGCUUUGAAAUAGUUUUUUUGUUUGAGAACUCUAAAAUUAAUUGUGAUUGUAGUACCCAACAAAAUAUUUAAUUUUACAGUUGGGGUACUACUUAAAAACAAAUACAAAAACUAAAAGCUCAGACAAUAAGUGAUGUAUUUGUUUUAUUGAAGAAUUAUAGUAUCCAUUUGAAUUUUAAAAUGUUAAAUGAGACUGUUUGGUCAUAUAGUAGCUUAAUUUUUCUUUUAAUUGCUUCUAGUCAUAAUUACUGCAUAAGAAUUUACACAAGAUAUUUGUAAAACAUACAAGGGAGAUAACUGCCAUAUGCACACUUUAUUUGGUUACAAUGUAGCAAAAAACACAUGUACAUCAAUCAAGAAAAACUAUGUAAAACAGGGAUAUAUUUAAGCUUUGUUUGUAUUCUGGGCCUCGCUAUGUCUACUUACAUAAAUUUUCAUCCCAACAUUUUUCAGUUGUGUAGAAACCUAUGUUUGAAUAGUAUGAUUAUAACUUUAUGUAUGCUUAUGAAGGUAAACUUUUACAUGUAAA
Molecule: messenger RNA, 13155 nt
Organism: Limulus polyphemus (Atlantic horseshoe crab)
Lineage: Eukaryota; Metazoa; Arthropoda; Merostomata; Xiphosura; Limulidae
Gene: fry
Product: protein furry-like
Biological process (GO): neuron projection development; cell morphogenesis
Cellular component (GO): cell cortex; site of polarized growth
Source: RefSeq, a predicted model, not a curated record